Molecule: messenger RNA, 589 nt
Organism: Fomitopsis serialis
Lineage: Eukaryota; Fungi; Basidiomycota; Agaricomycetes; Polyporales; Fomitopsidaceae
Exons: 6
Coding region: 221-454 (77 amino acids)
Source: RefSeq, a predicted model, not a curated record
CGUUCUAAAGAGUAGUACUCACGUCAUCACUCUAUCGAGCAGCAAGGUCGCGAUGACGACAUCCCGAAGUGCGCGAACAAGACAGCCGUCGAGCUUGUCGACGCCGGCCGAUGCCGUGCUGGACGGGAUGGAGCAUAUAUAUGUCGGCGUUCGACGUCGCGAGGGUCUUAUUCAUCUUUCUGUCCUCCUCCAUCCUUGAAUUGAGAGAAUCGUAGACAAGAUGAGCGACAAGCUGGAAGAGGGUCAAGAUGUCUCAUGGCGCUGGGGAGGCGGAAAUCCCUCCGGCAAGGUUGCUGAAAUCGUCACGGAGGGGAAGGCCGAAGUCACUAGCAACAAGGGCAAUACAGUCACUCGCAACGCCCGAGAGGGUGAUCCGGCGGUGAAGAUUUCUCGCAGCGGGAACGACGUCGUGAAGUUGGCUCACGAGCUCAACGAAGUCAAAGAGGCGGAGUGAUUGAAGCAUAGACGUCUAGAUACCCAGGAGAGAAGAGUCACUCCAUCAUCCAUCGUGUAGAAUUAGGCUCAGUACGUUAUUUUAUGCACUUGUAAGGGUGGAGCAGCUAAGGUAGGCUGUCAGGCUGUCAGGUCC